This is a messenger RNA of Ustilaginoidea virens, 741 nucleotides long. RefSeq lists its product as uncharacterized. The record is from RefSeq and is a predicted model, not a curated record. Lineage: Eukaryota; Fungi; Ascomycota; Sordariomycetes; Hypocreales; Clavicipitaceae. The transcript has 2 exons. The coding region runs from base 1 to 741 and encodes 246 amino acids.
AUGCCCAUAUUCUACGACUCCCUCUCAGACCAUUUGCGAGACUGGGCUCUCUGCCAGAGCCUGUUCUUUGUAGCUUCUGCUCCGCUCCGAGGCCGGCACAUCAAUGUAUCUCCCAAGGGCUUGCUAGAUUCAUCAUUUGCCGUCCUGGGCCCCAACCAGGUUGCGUACGUCGACCUCACGGGCUCCGGGUGCGAAACCAUCAGCCACAUCCGCGAUAACGGCCGAGUGACAAUAAUGUUUUGUUCGUUUGAUAAGACUCCACGAAUCAUGCGCUUCUUCGGCACCGGCUCAGUCUUUGAGUGGCAUGAGGCCGGGUUUGCCGCGCUGUGCGGCAAGAUGAAGGGCGUUGGCGCGUCGUUGGCCGGAUCCAGGGCUAUAAUUGUAGUGGAUUUUUUCAAGGUGCAGGUCUCUUGCGGGUUUGGCGUCCCGAAAAUCAUGCAAAGCUCGGGUCAAGAUGACAAGGCGCAUUUUGAGAACCGGCCGACGCUUCAGGAAUUCGCUCAACGUACUGUUGAUCGAGGAGAAAUGCCCGACUAUCAGAAGAAGUGGAACGCGCGAAGUUUGGACGGGCUUCCGGGCCUUCGUUCGGCAUGGAGAGACAGCGGGCGGCAUGUUUGGUCGGCGCAGUAUCAGAAUUGGGUCAGCCGCCACCGACAUCAACUGGAGGAUCUGAAGACUUUGGCCAUAUUGACAUUGGUGCUUGUUCUCAUCGGAAAGGUCUGGCAGGGGCCGUCUAUUUAG